AUGAGUGCGCGCGAUAGAUACAACCGGGGCGGCCAAUACAACCAGAUACCUGCUGGUGAGGGCCAUGGCACCGAGUACAACCCAUACGGAGGCGGUGGUUCAGGUUACGAGAUGAACUCGUUCCAAGACAACGCCAACCCUUUCCAAGACAGCUCCGAGGUUCGCGCGGAUCCCAAUGCCAUCCUCAACGAGUGCAAGGACAUCGAUCGCGGCAUUGAGCAGGUCGAGUCGAACCUGGACCAGCUCCGCGUGCUCCAGCAACGCACCCUCGACGAUGCCGACAACUCCGCCUCGAGUACUGCUAACCAGCAGCUCGACUCGCUCAGCACCGAAACAAUGGCACUGUACCGGUCCCUGACAGAGCGUGUACGCCAAGUCAAGUCCAAGCCCGAUGCGCAGUCACCCAAGAACAAGCCCCAGGUCAGCCGCGUCGAUCGCCGGCUCAAGGCCGCCAUCCAGCAGUACCAGUCCGUCGAGUCCCAGUUCCGCAAGCGCACCCAGGACCAGAUGGCCCGCCAGUACCGUAUUGUGAAACCUGAUGCGACCGAGGAGCAAAUCCGCCAAGUCGUCGAGGACCCCAACGGUGCCCAGGUUUUCAGCCAGGCCCUGAUGCAGAGCGAUCGCCAAGGACGGGCCCGUGCCGCUCUGAGUGCAGUCCAAGACCGCCACCGUGCUCUCCAGAAGAUCGAGCAGCAGAUGGUCGAGCUCUCCCAACUCUUCCAGGAUAUGGAUACCCUUGUUGUCCAGCAGGAGGAGAUGGUUACAGACAUCGAGCACAAGGCAGAGGACGUUGUGGAGAGCCUGGAACACGGAAACAAGGAGAUUGGUGUCGCUGUCGAGACAGCCCGAGCCACCCGCAGGAAGAAGUUCUGGUGUGCCCUUAUUUGUCUCGCCAUCCUGGUCGUCAUCGCCAUCAUCAUCGUUAUCGUCCUUGCGGUCCAAGGCAAGCUUGGAGGUGGAGGGUCGAAGUCGCAGAAGCGAUCGCUAUUUGAGGAAUUCCCAGACCUGCCUAUCCGCGCACUCCCCAUCAACUCUCGAAUCGUGGGCCGUUCAGUUGUGGAUGACGUCGAUCAGAUCCUUCGCAACCGAGUUCAUUUGCCGCAACUACCGUCGUAA
Molecule: messenger RNA, 1116 nt
Organism: Clonostachys solani
Lineage: Eukaryota; Fungi; Ascomycota; Sordariomycetes; Hypocreales; Bionectriaceae
Source: the annotation of a GenBank genome assembly